Notolabrus celidotus (New Zealand spotty) is the source of this 4364-nucleotide messenger RNA. Its product is annotated as FH2 domain-containing protein 1-like. The record is from RefSeq and is a predicted model, not a curated record. The transcript has 15 exons. NCBI's taxonomy places the organism in Eukaryota, Metazoa, Chordata, Actinopteri, Labriformes, Labridae. The coding region runs from base 353 to 4156 and encodes 1267 amino acids.
GAGGUCAGAGGUCAGCCGGGACCAAGUCAAGUCAGUGUGGAUCUGGCUCCUCUGCGUGCUGCAGCCUGUGGAUGUGGAACCCUGUCGGGACCAGGUCUGGACUCUGUUGGUGUUUUAUUUGGAGGUUUUCAGACGGAGGUUCUGCGCAGGAUCGUCCGCGCCACCAGGAGCCGGUGAACCCGUAUCGUCUGACCUUUGACCCUUCAGCCACCUCCGAUGUUCCUGAAGCGAUGACCCAUCUCUACCAACGUCACCCAUCCCGUCAACAUGGUCACCCAUCACCUCGGUGACCGGCCUUCCCGCCACCAAACCCCGGCCUCCUCUCUCUGCACCCGUCCAAUCAGCUGCAGGGAUGCACGUGAUGGGCAGCGUCUCCCCGGCCAAUGAGAAGGAGGCUUUCUCCCUGCAGGAGGAGGGCGUGGCCGUAGCUGUGCCGACGUUGCCUCCUUCUCCCCCUCGUCUUCAGUCAGGAUGUUCUGAUAUCAACCUGAUCAGACCUGCUCCUCCUCCUGCUCCUCCUCCUCCACCUCCUCCUCCUCCUCCUCUCCUUCCUCCUCCCCCUCCUCCAAUGCCACCCCUGCUCCCGGGGCUGGGAAACCCCGUAGGAGGGUUGAGGAAGAAGAAGAGAGUGAGGAGUUUCUUUUGGAAGACGAUACCGGCGGAUCAGGUAAAGGGGCGGCCCAACCUCUGGACUCAGGGCGGAGUCCAGCAGCACCAGAUCGACGUUCAAACCGUCGAGGAGCUGUUUGGUCAGAAGGAAAACUCCAAGGCCACGCCCACCAUGGGAGGCAAGACCAGGAGCUCGUUCAGGGAGGCCAAAGAGGAGGUCACCAUUCUGGACUCUAAGCGGGGCAUGAACAUUGGGAUUUUCCUCAAACAGUUCAAGAGGUCCAACCAGACAAUAGUGGAUGAUAUUCACCAUGGCAACAGUGAAGCUUAUGGGGCGGAGCCUCUGAGAGAGUUGCUGAAGCUGCUGCCAGAGACAGAUGAGGUGGAGAAGCUGAAAUCGUACCGAGGUGACAUCUCAAAGCUCUCGUUGGCGGACUCCUUCGUGUACCUGCUGAUUCAGCUCCCCAGUUACUUGGUGCGAAUCGAGUCCAUGCUGCUGAAAGAGGAGUUUCCUGGAGCGUGUGAGGUCAUGAAACGAGACAUCAAGAUCCUUCGCUCCGCCACCAAAGAGUUAAUGCGUUGUGAGGAGCUCCAUGCUGUUCUCCACCUGGUGCUGCAAGCUGGAAACAUCCUCAACGCUGGAGGUUAUGCUGGGAACGCAGUGGGCUUCAAGCUGUCGUCCCUCCUGUCUCUGGCCGACACGAAGGCCAACAAACCGGGCAUGAACCUGCUGCAUUUUGUGGCUCUGGAAGCUCAAAAAAAAGACGACAAGCUGUUGGAGUUUCCCGUCAAGUUAAUUCAUGUCCAGCCGGCAGCAAGGAUCUCUUUGGAGACUCUGGACUCUGACCUGCAGUGUCUGACGACUCGCACAAACUCAGUCGAGGAAAAUGUCCAGAAAGACACGGAGCUGCUGCAGCAACUGGACGACUUCUUGCAGUCGGCCACGUCGUCUCUGUGCUCGCUGCGCUACAGCCGGCAGCAGCUGAAGAAGGAAGGCAGCGAGCUGAUCGAUUUCUUCUGCGAGGACAGAGAGACGUUCAGACUGGACGACUGCUUCAGCAUCUUCAACACCUUCUGCACCCGGUUCACUGACGCUGUCAAGGAGAACAUGGAGAGAGAGGCUAAAGAGGUAGCACGUCGCCGGCGGAUCCAGGAAUUAGAGGAGCAGAAGAGGCACUCCUGGGCCGGUGGUGAGGAGGUGGGUGGAGCAUUUGGACUGCGCUGCAGCAGUGAGGCAGAUAUGUCAGUUGCCAUGUCGAGACACAGCGAGGCCGGGCUGCUGGUGGAGCUCCUGACCCGUCCACGCUCACCCAACACUCUGGGGCGCUCUGGAAGCUUACGCCGCUCACGAAACUCUCCGUCCACCUCACCGUCCGCUGCUGCUGAGCGUGAACUGAGCACGCUCUUGAGGAUGGGGACCCAUGAGCACAAUGAGCAGAAAGCUUUUCUAUCAACCUCACCUGAAACAAGAGGUCCCGGACUCACCCUGCAGGCUCGGCCGCAGAGCCCGAGGCUCAGGACAUGCAGUUUCCCCCAACACCAGCAGCCUAAAGUGCAAACCCCCUCCUCCCCUCCGAAGAUCGUUUUGAGUACAAACAAUGCAACCACCACUUACCUCAGCUGUGAUGCUACGCCACAUCGAUUCAACACCAACCCCACAACUAAAGACACAGUCACACCUACCUCUGAUGCAAACCAGCAAUCUGACCACAACAACAAUGGUAAAGAUGGAGUCGGCUUGAGUUUGAGCAGCAAAGGAACUCCUCCAGAUCAACAACAAACUCGAUUCAGCUCAUAUGGGGAGCGAGUGAGAAUCAGGAAAGAGGAUCAGGACCUUGACAGUGACAGAAAGCUUGAAUCAGGCAUGUCUAUGGUUGUAGAGAAAUGCACACUAGUGCCUGAGCUUAAGGUCUUUGACAAAGUGACCAGCCAUGACAAAGGGCCUUGCACUGGUCACCGGCAAGGACAUCAACAGGAGGAUAUGGUAGUGACAGAUUUGGAAGAGGAGGUCCAAAAUGCACAGAAUAACUCUGAAAAAUCUGAUGCGCAAAUUUCCGGAACAAACUCUUCCUCGUUGCAAAGUGAGGACGAGGACCAGAAAGAGGAGAUGGUGAUUGUUUGGUGUGUGACCAGUGUGUGUGAGGCAGCCAGCGAACUCUCAAACACAGACACUCAUACAGAAACUGAUCAUCAGCGAAGGAAAGACUAUCAUGGAGGAAGUCAGCAAGCUUCCUCUGCCUCAGCCAAUGGCAUGCCUUUAAAACCUCAACUGGCCAAUGAGAAGAAAGUGCCUGUUCCAAUCAGCAGCCAACCGGUGCCUGUUUCCCGCUGUGACAAUCCAUCACUUCAAGACACCUCCCCAAGAUGGCGCCCAGCAGAGUUUCCAUCAGCCGAUGAGUUGCCUGAUCUCACCAUAGAUGCCUCCAAGGAAGUUAAAGAACCAGCCAAUCAAGAAGAGGACACCAAGGGUUCAACAAAGGACAAGGAAGAUUUAAGGAUUGCUCAACCUCAAUUCACCAAUCAUGCAACUAAAGAAAAGGAAGAUUCUCCUUCCAAAGCAAAGGCAGAACUGGAAACUUUGUCCAAACCAUCCAUUAAGAACCUCCCUACCUCCAAGACUAGACCGGCUGGGAUCAAACCAGCGACCCACAGCACCAGCUUGACCCCCAAGUACAAGCCGGUCCGCACACUCACCAACUCAGAGAACCAGGGCAUGAGGCGGGUAGUUCCUAUCUCAAGAGCCAGCCGAGGGAUUCCCUCCCUGGGCAAACAUCCGGAGAAGCCUUCUGGAACCCAACAAGGCUCGUCCAGCACGGGGACACCCGCCAGUCUGAAGGUCUCCAACGUCAACAACGCAUCCAUCCGACGAGGAGAGAGGCCCUCGACUGCUCCUUUAUCCCGACGCUCCAGCAUCCACAAGGAUUCAAAGGCCCCAGGUACCCAGGCAUCUUCCCGAGAGCAGAACCAGGACUUGCAAAGGAAGCCAUCCAUCCGGAGGACCCCAGCAAAACCCAAACCUCAACCUGAAGAGAAGAUGUGUCGCUCCACACUAAGGGCGCUUGCUCAAGGCGGAGGCGGGGGGGGAGGGGGCAGCGUCAGUGCCCCUGCUACUCCCAUGCACAAAGCCAGUACCCCUUCAUCCUCAGCGCUUCCAAGUUUUGCUCGAAACACCGCCGCUUCUUCUUUCAGACGGACUCACACCCCUCUUGUCCCACAUACUCCUCCUCAUCCAUCCAACACUGGAACAGACACCUCGCCCAAGACCGGCUCCCUCUCCACGGUCACCCUACCAGGCACCUCUUCCUCUUUUACCCGAACAGGCUCAUUAAGAAUCUCCACCUCCUCCAGAUCCUCAGAUCUCCUCAACAAGUCCUCCUCCUCCUCCCUGUUGACAAGGUCUCAGAGCAUCAGGGUGCCUUCUCGCUCAUCCCCCAAUGACUCGCUAGGUCCCCCUAGAGGACACAGACGGAAUGACAGUGGGACCUUCUCUGAGAAAUCAAGUCAUUCUAAAGACUCAAGCAAAUCCACAAGGCCAGGCUGGAGAUAACAGGACAUAUCUGGAGAAUGGGAAGACUGAGGGGACUUAAGAGGACAUAUCCCAAUUUGAAGUACAGAGUCUUAUUGAUGAAGGAAUGACAGGAUGCGUUCCAGAGCACAAAUCUUGUGUUUUGUUGGAAAUAUAAACGAAAAUGGCGCCCAGUCCCUUUUGAGGUUUGGAGCAUUCAGUCCAAAAUAAAGAUCAGUUGGUUUCUUUA